Messenger RNA from Didymodactylos carnosus, 816 nucleotides. The record is from the annotation of a GenBank genome assembly. Lineage: Eukaryota; Metazoa; Rotifera; Eurotatoria; Philodinida; Philodinidae.
AUGGUCUUGUACGCUGUUCUAGAGACUACUGCAAUUGAGGAUGAACGUGGAUAUAUUGAUAAAUCCACAAUCACUUUAUUUCGGACAACAUCGAUCUUAGAUGAGGAUAAAAUACGAUCAGAUGAUAAAGUUACGUUAACUUCAAUUUUAAGUAAGCCACACAUACCAAAUGUAUUAGAGAGAAUUCAGGAUUUUCAUGGUACAAAGCAAGAAGAUGUGGUAGCAUGGAUCGACCAACUGGAAGUUGCACUAGAUUUAACUGACCAUGCACAAGGUAAAUGGAGUAAAUUAGCUGCAUGGUAUUUAAAGGGUGAAGCAUUAAGUUGGUAUAUUAAGAAUAAAAACCAAGUUUAUGACUGGGAUUCAUUUAGACAAAUGACAGUCGAGAAAUAUCCAACAUGUAUUAAUCAUCGUAAUGAUUUAAUUAAACUGGAACAAGCAAUUCCCUCUUCAACAACAAUAUUAAAUACACAAUCUGUCUCAACAAUCGACUUAUCAAAUAAUUUGCUUAAAACAUUGAUGGAACAUAAGUGCGUGAAUAUCAUACUUCAAUAUGGUGUACCAGAACAAUUAUUAGCAGAUUGUGGUAGUCAUUUUAUGGCAAAUGUAUUUGAAUCAAUCGCAUCCAGAUGUGGUGUCACAUCCAACAACACCUCCAAACAAUCAACAACCCAAAUGGAACCAUUCAAGUUGAUGUAUGGUCGCGAUGCCAUUCUUCCCUUUGAUACACCCAGUCAAAUCACAAAAUUAUCACUGGUCGAUGAUUAUUAUUCACAAUUGAUUAAAUUUUUAAAAGAAGCCAAAUCAACAGCAUGA